UUGCUGUGACUCGUUGCCGUCGUCGAGGUAAUCGGCGCUACGGUUGUCAAUUUUCGAUGAUAAUUUACAGAUAAAUUAUCGGUAUUUCGGUGUUGCACCUGAGCCAGCUAAACGCAAAUUGAUCGGCAAUCGCCACGAGUCACGGCUAGCGGCGGCCAGUCGCAAAUCACAACACAAUAGUGGCGGUAACCGCAGUAGGGACUACCAAACGCAAACAGCCGCGGUAGCAUUCGGUCGUCUCGUGCACUUCAAGGAAAUCGUUCGGCGCGACCUGUUUUUUUUAAAAUUAUAAUAUACUUCCCGUGUUAAUCGGGUUAUAUUAGCGUUGCCCGGCGUUAAUAAUACACGUUUGAUGCCUACAUCAGUGGUGCUUUUAUAAUAGUAUAGUAGUAGGUUGUAUAUAGUAGUGGUAGUAGUUGUAGAUCGGUUCGUCCAGCUGUAUUUCAAUGCUAACCGCUCGUCGCCACCGCCACCUUUUUUGACAAUAUUGACAUUCAACGUAUCUGCGUAUUGGACAAGUUCAGACCGCGAUUGUGGAUAAAAAAAUUAAACGCCGCUGAUUUUGUUGUGAAAUCUACGUUUUUACCGCAGUAAUCGACGAUAUUUUUGGUUUUUUGUUCAACCACUUGUUGAUACUGUCAUCUCACCUCGCAUUUUAAACGUUGCAAGUGAACAUGGACGAUUCAAAAGGUGUUAGGAUAGAGACGACUGUCGUAUCAGAAGAACCAUUAAUAAGUUCUCUAGACAUAGCACUUUUAGUAGUAAUAAUGACUGUAGCAUAUUUUUGGUAUUUUAAAAGAGAUAAACAGUCUAGUGCACCAGAAAAGAAGCCUUAUACUAUACAACCUACUACUAUGAACUCUUUUGGCCAACCGUCAAGUAGUUCUUUUAUAAAAAAACUCAAGUCAACGGAUCGUAGCCUAGUAGUUUUUUACGGCAGUCAAACUGGAACUGCAGAAGAAUUUGCAGGUAGGAUAGCCAAAGAAGGUGCGAGGUACAAAAUGAAAGGAAUGGUUGCUGAUCCUGAAGAAUGUGAAAUGGCAGACUUGGUUCAAAUGAAGGAAAUACCAAAAUCUAUGGCCAUUUUUUGUCUAGCAACAUAUGGUGAGGGUGACCCUACAGAUAAUGCUAUGGAUUUCUAUGAAUGGCUUCAAAACGGAGACGCUGACCUAGAAGGAUUGAAUUAUGCAGUAUUCGGAUUAGGAAAUAAAACAUAUGAACAUUAUAAUGAAGUUGCUAUUUAUGUGGAUCAACGUUUGGAGGAAUUGGGGGCAACUAGAGUUCACGAAAUCGGUUUGGGUGAUGAUGAUGCAAACAUUGAAGACGAUUUUGUUUCAUGGAAAGAAAAACUGUGGGAAAAUGUUUGCUCACAUUUUGGCAUUGAAGAAAUGGGCGAAGAAACCAACGUUAGACAAUAUAAGUCUGUAGAUUGUUCUGCAGUUUUACCUGAACGGAUAUAUACUGGUGAAAUAUCACGACUUAAGUCUUAUGAAAACCAAAGAUUCCCAUUCGACGUGAAGAAUCCAUACUUAUCAUCAAUUUUAGUCAACCGAGAAUUGCACAAAUCUGGUGGUCGAUCAUGUAUGCAUAUAGAGUUUAACAUUGAUGGUUCAAAAAUGAGGUACGACACGGGAGAUCAUGUAGCGGUUUAUCCAAAAAACUCACCAGAUCUAGUCGAACGGCUUGGACAGCUGUUGAAUGUUAACUUGGACACUGUGUUUUCAUUGUUGAACACCGAUGAGGAAUCAAGUAAAAAGCAUCCGUUCCCUUGUCCGUGCACUUAUAGAACAGCACUUACGUAUUAUUUGGAUAUAACGUCCAAUCCCCGCACUCACAUCAUGAAAGAAUUGGCAGAGUAUGCAAGUGAUCCAAAAGAACAAGAGAAAUUAAAACUUAUGGCCAGUUCUUCGCCAGAAGGCAAAAAAGAGUUUCAUGAAUGGGUGUUGCACAACAAUCGUAAUAUUGUCCACAUUUUAGAAGAUUUACCGAGCGUAAAGCCAGAUUUAGACCAUUUAUGUGAGCUUCUGCCGCGUUUACAGUGUCGUUAUUAUUCAAUAUCGUCAUCACCAAAAGUAUAUCCAAAGUCUAUACACAUAACUGCAGUAAAAGUGGAAUACGAUACACCGACUGGUCGAGUAAACCAAGGUGUUGCUACUUGUUUGUUAUCUCAGUUAAUACCAAUAGAUAAUCAACUACCGGCUCCUACCAUACCAAUAUUCAUUAGACGAUCUCAGUUUAGGUUACCCCCAAAAAGUCAAACUCCAGUUAUAAUGAUUGGUCCAGGUACAGGAUUAGCCCCGUUCAGAGGUUUCAUUCAAGAACGAGAUUUUGCACGAAAAGAAGGUAGAGAAGUUGGACAAAUGAUAUUGUACUUCGGUUGCCGAAAAAAGGAAGAGGAUUAUAUUUACGAAGAAGAAUUAAAUGAGUAUUUAAACAAUGGAACUUUGACAAAGCUUCACUUGGCCUUUUCUCGUGAUCAACCAGAAAAAUUGUACGUCACCCAUCUGUUAGAAGAAAGCGCCGAUGAACUUUGGAAUGUAAUUGGUGAAAAUAACGGCCACUUAUACGUUUGCGGUGAUGCAAGAAGUAUGGCCAAAGACGUACAUUCUAUCAUUGUUAAAGUCGUUAUGGAAAAAGGUCAAAUGAACAACAGCCAAGCGCUGAAUUAUGUUAAGAAAAUGGAACAACAAAAAAGAUAUUCUGCUGAUGUCUGGAGCUGAUGCGUUUAAAUAUCUAAGUUAAAUAAAAACACCAUAUUAUAAGUUUUUAUUGAAAAUCUAGUUCAGUAAGCUUUUGUUCACCAAUCAAUAAUGUGUUUGUAUAUAUAUUUUUAUUUAUAAAUAUACAGACAGGUCGAAGUGCUUAGUAUUGAAUGAUGGUUCUGGUUAUUAGUGGAGUAAAAUGAACAAAAAAAAAAAAUACUGAUUGUAAAAUUUACCUACUACGUGUUAAAUGUAUGUUGACAAAUGUAUAGUUAACCACUAUAAACAAAUAUUAUAAAUUUUUAUUUUCUGGGAAUAUUUUAGCACUUUUUAUGCUUAACAUAAUCCAUUUUCUUUAGUUCUUCAAUUUUAUAUUAUUAUUAUUGUUUUACUAGUUGCUUAAUAUUAUGUGUAUGAUAAUUUGUAUCUACAUACAAUUUAAAUCUCCCAUGUCCUACAUUUGGUUUUACCAAAUAUACAAUUGAUAAAGUAAUGUUGCAGAUGUUUUGACAGGAAAUAAAUGUACAUUAUAAAUUCAAUGUAUAAGGGUUAAUGUUUUUUAUAAAUUAGGUUAGACUUUUACUGUUGAAAACAAAUUAUAUUUUAUGUUAUUAUAAAAUUUCAUAGAACUUUAUCAAAUUUGUUUGAUUUGUUUUUUAUUUAAAUUGUAAUUUUUUAAAUUUUACACUGAAUUAAUAUAUUUAAAUGUGUACAUUUUUGUACUUAAAUUACUGAAUUGUAUUUUAAGGCCAGGCCAAUUUAUUUGGUUAAUGUACAACUUUUUAUAAGUAUUUUUUUUUUUUUUUUACAAGAAAAAAAUGUAAAUUUUUUCCAAUCUUUAAUAAUAGUUACCAAGAAAUGUUUUCAUAAAUAAACUUUAACACAUUUCAGAUAUUUAAAUUAUAAUUGUAUUCAAUUAAUAUGAAUAAUUUAGUUAAUAUUGUGAUACCUUAAAUCAAUUGAAUUUUUUCGUCGGUUCUUUAAAGUGUAUUUGAGUUUAUAGUUAAUGAAAAUUAAUUUAAAAAAAUGAAAAACAAGGUAAAUUUUAAUUUGUUUCUUAAAAUUCCUCUUUUUUUUUUCUGGUCAGUAAUUAUUGUUUUAUAGCAACAAGUUCAGUGUUUGCUUAGUAUUUUUAUUAUAUAGUUUACAUGCUGUAAACGUAAUUUAUAAGCUUGUACAUUUUUACUUAACACUGUAUUGAGAUUAAGCUAAUUAUCGAAUAGGUUUAUUUUUUUUUGCCUUGCCUUCUGUUUUCAUAUAAACUUGUUUACAAUUGUUGUAUGUGUUGUUUUCGAUUUUAUUUGUAUUAUCGACUUACUGAAAACAACUGUUGUUCAACAACGACUUGCUCAUAAUAAUAAUAUAAGACUUGUGGGAUGGAUUACAUUUUUUUUUUUUUUAAGUAUUUAAUUAUAAUUUAUGGAACAUUAGUAAAUGUAUAGUAUAGGUGAUAAUAAAAUAAAGUGUAGUGUAAAAUGUAUUAAAUUAUAUUUAUAUACGUUUUAUGUAAUAUGUUUGAUGUGAUUAAACCAUUUGGUGUGUUUUCA
Molecule: messenger RNA, 4249 nt
Organism: Adelges cooleyi (spruce gall adelgid)
Lineage: Eukaryota; Metazoa; Arthropoda; Insecta; Hemiptera; Adelgidae
Gene: Cpr
Product: NADPH--cytochrome P450 reductase
Exons: 13
Coding region: 675-2720 (681 amino acids)
Biological process (GO): response to hormone
Cellular component (GO): cytosol
Molecular function (GO): NADPH-hemoprotein reductase activity; FMN binding; flavin adenine dinucleotide binding
Source: RefSeq, a predicted model, not a curated record